AGAGCUCUGCUGGCGUUUUAAUUUUUAUUAAUAUAGAAUUCGUGUGUAAUUCGAACUAAUAAUUGAUUACUGUUAAAUUUUAAGUGUAAAUAUAUUUUUUGGCCCCUGGGGGAGUGCAACAUGUUCGAAGCAACGUCUGCGACGGACGCGCGGUGGCAGAGUAUGACGUAAAAAUUGUGAUUGUAUGAGUCGUUCAGUUUUGUAGCCGCAGCAAACAGCAAUAACAACAACAAAAGAGCAAACAAAGUGGCAAAAGACAACAUUUCAACAAUUUGCAUACAACAACAACACACGGAGGUGUUUAGGUAACGAAGCUCCACGCACAAAGAAAAAUGAGUAAACUGGAGACAGACUCGGACAGUUCAGAGGAGUUUUUCGACGCCGAAGAUACAACAACGCCCAAUCAUCGACAUUCAACAUUAAGUCGCAAGUCACCACCGGAAUCCGCCAGAGACUUCAUCUUCCCCGAGCCAGCUGUACGCGUAAAUGCCGCCGCCUCAUCAGACAGUGAUGCAACUCCCAUUGGCGCUGGCACGCCUGCGACCCGUAGUCCCACAAACAGCCUGGGCCAGCGACUGAAGCAACAGGAUGCGGCAGCAGCGGCGGCGGCGGCAGCAGCAGCUGUCGUAUUUGUGGAGCCCAAGCCAGUACAAGGCGCGUAUGGUAGACAACGCUUUCACGAACUACGUCAAUGCAUGCAAAAUGAUGAAGAUGAUAAUCCAGGAAAUACACUCACACCUGAUUCUCAGAAUAGCUCCACGGAUGGCGUUUUCACGAAUCGUCCGACACAUCCAUUUAAGGUUAUCGAAACCGAUACGAUGAGCAUACAGAGUAUGACAUCAUUGGGUCGAGUGGGACGGAUCUUAGCCGGCAGCAUUGAUCCAUCAGCAAUUAGCAUUGAUCGGGAGUCCCUUGCCUCGAGCAACUCACUACAAAUGCAACUAAAGCAACACCAGCAGCAAGCAGCAACCACAAGCAACGCAUCAACCGUCGCCCCCACCCCUACCGCCAUGACCACAACCGCAACGUCCAGUUCCAGUUCCGCGGGCACACCGCGCGUCUCACCGAAACACGCUCAGGCAAUAUCUGCUGGUGCGGCCAGCGGAGCUGUGGCAACAUCUUCCGCUUCAUCGCAACCUUUGGCGAAUUUAUCGGGUGCCAUUAUACUACAGGAGCCGGAUGUCAUAGCAAGCACAAAGCUGGCGCACUCGAAGACCACAGAUUCGAUAACAUCGAGUGGUCCUGUGGCCCCACCGCGACGCAAGAAAAAAUCACGCAAAUUCUCGAGCAGCUCCUCCGAACAGUUCAACAUGAACGAGGGCAUGCGUCUGCCUCCUGGGGAUACAGAGGAUACAGACAGUGAUACACGCUCAGUGAAGAGUGUGCGAGAUGUGCAGCAAAAUCUGCGCGAUUUAAUUGUCAAGGAGUUUGAGAGCACGUUAAAUGAUGCAACGGCGUCGACCAACACCCUCACCUGUUCGUCGACGAGCACGAUUGUGUCGGCAUCGGCGGCAACAACCACACCACCACCUCCGGCGCAAAUUGCAGUCACCAGCAGCCUUGUGCGGCCGGUGGUAACGAGUGGGCCAAGCGGCUCCAUAAACAAGGCAUCACACUCACUGGGUAAUAGUUCCACGUCGGUUUACUCGAAGCCAAGUCCUUCGAAUUCGGCCAAAAGCAACUCGGCGCCGGGACGCGUCAGUUCCAUCGAUCCCAACCAGGGUCUGAAUCUUUUUAAGGCCAUACAGGGUGGCUAUGUUGUAAAGCCACGCGAUGAGGCCAGCAACAAGGCCCAAGGACCCUCCCAAGAUGAGAUUGAGCGCAUUGAGAAAAUGCUAAUGGAGAAUGCUAGUAGACCCAAAUUAGCCGGAACCGGUUCGAACAGCUUGGGCAGCGCCACGAGAUAUCCUUCCUUAUAUCGAGGCACCACUGAUAAAGAGCGACGCAAAUCGGCAGGCGACGAGGAUGUCCUCAAGCAGAUGAACAUUUAUGUACGUACGCGAACUAGCUCCGGCAAACAGUUGACCGAUUUUGAGAUACUCAAACAAGUUCCUGUGAAGAAUUUAGAUACCGGCGAGAAUUUGCCGCUCUCUGAAAUGCGUUCACCGCCAGUGCCUGAGGGCUGGAAUCCGCUCUCGUUACAUAUCCUGAAGUUGACUUCCCAUCUGGAGGUGAUACAGAAGGAGUCCGACGAGGAAAGCGUUAUAGGCAUACCACCCAGUAACGAAGGUCAGCAGCCUGAUGAGGAAGAACUCGAGACAGAAGACGGCAGUCGUCUGAAGCGGAAGACGGCCAAAAUAAAACGCUUCUUCGGCACGACCAUGCGCAAGACUGUGGAUAAGGCAAAGUCAAUUGCGUCAGAGGUGUCACAUGCGCGCCAUAAAGAGGAUGUGGCAGACAUUGUGGAUGCCAUGAACCCCGAGCAGAACAUCAAAAUCAAGGCUUCGUCUUCAAAUAAGGGCCCAUAUGAGUUUACUAAACUGCAACACGUUCAGGAUUUGUCCGGUGAGGAUACAAGUGCGGUUUGGUGCAUGAAGUUCAGCUCAUGCGGUCGCCUGCUGGCCACUGCUGGUCAGGACAAGGUUUUGCGUAUUUGGGUUCUUAAGGAUGAGUAUCCUUUCUUCCAGGAUAUGCGUAACAAAUACAAUGCCGAUCAAAAAUCUUCACCCACACCGUCUCAAGAAUCUUUGGUCUCCCAACACUCGGCCGAAGAGGCGAUUGCGAUGGCGACUGCUGCUGAGAAAUGCACGGGUCCUUUCAUGCCGAAGCCUUUCUGCACCUAUGUUGGCCACACUUCGGACUUGCUCGAUGUUUCCUGGUCCAAAAAUUAUUUCAUCCUCUCAAGUUCCAUGGACAAGACGGUACGACUGUGGCACAUCUCGAGGAAAGAGUGUCUCUGCUGUUUUCAGCACAUUGAUUUUGUGACUGCGAUCGCCUUUCAUCCGCGUGAUGAUCGUUACUUCCUAAGUGGCAGUCUGGAUGGCAAACUGCGACUCUGGAACAUACCAGACAAGAAGGUGGCGCUUUGGAAUGAGGUUGAUGGCCAAACCAAACUGAUAACGGCGGCCAAUUUUUGUCAGAAUGGACAGUUUGCGGUUGUCGGCUCCUACGAUGGACGCUGCAUAUUCUACAAUACCGAUCAGCUGAAGUAUCAUACACAAAUACACGUGCGUUCGACGCGGGGCAAGAAUCGCAUCGGUCGCAAGAUUAGUGGUAUUGAACCCAUGCCUGGUGAGGAUAAGAUACUCGUGACGUCAAACGAUAGUCGCGUGCGACUCUACGAUCUACGCGAUCUUAACCUAUCGUGCAAAUACAAGGGCUAUCUGAACGUGUCCUCCCAGAUCAAAGGAUCGUUCUCACACGAUGGCAAAUAUAUCAUUGCCGGCUCCGAAAAUCAAUGCAUAUAUAUAUGGAAGACGAAUCACGACUACUCCAAGCUAAGCUCGGUGCGUCGCGAUCGCAGCGAUUUCUGGGAAGGCAUCAAAGCACACAAUGCCACUGUAACUUGUGCCAUAUUUGCGCCACAUCCGGAGGCAAUUAUAAAACCGGGACCGGAUGAAAUUUCGCAUGAGAAGCUACCCAAUAAUCAACCCGAUCCGCUCGUCGAACAGCACAAGAAAGGUUGCGGCUACGUUCUGGUGAGCGCCGAUUUCAAUGGCGCCAUCAAGGUGUUCAUCAAUAAAACGAAGCCGAAGCACAGCAGUCUGCCCUACACGGCCAUUGCCGAUUAGUCGUUAAUGCGAGAAGGUUGGAACGUUUGAAUGUUUAAAGGUCUGCAGGCGUCAGCGAAAGCUAAAGCGUGAAAACAAACUAAACAAUUGUAUUUUAUUUCUUCGUUGUAUUUAUGACAUUGUGUAUUUUAUACCACUACCUUAUACGAGUAUUUAAAUUUAGCAUAAAGCCAUGGCGCCACCGCUUCAUUAUAUAUUUCAAAUUGCCACUUGCUGCUAUAUAUAUACUUUAUGUAUUUAUUCUAUAUAGAGAUUCGUGUGUAUAACAUGUAUGACAAAAAGUUGUUAACAAUGCGAUAAUGUUUUUAAUGUUAAUUAUUACUUACAUUCAUACUUACAUUAAUUUUUUUGUAAAGCUGCGUGUAGUUAUCGCCUGCCUCCCCUAAAUUGUACAGUUGUUUAUGCCGAACAGUUUUUUAAAGCUUAUUGUACAUUUAAUUAUGCAAAAUCCGAGAUGCAAAGCAAUUAUGAGAGCAUACCUUAUUUGAACACAAAACAUACACACACACACACCUAUACACGCAGACACCACACACCUAACUAAGCAUAAUGGUAUUUAUAUAGUAGAUAUAAUAUUUUGUGUAAAUUAAAAUGUGUGUGUAACACACACUCACAGAUCGUGGUUACGUGCACUUUCAAAAAGGAUAA
Messenger RNA from Scaptodrosophila lebanonensis, 4379 nucleotides. RefSeq names its product WD repeat-containing protein 44. The transcript is spliced from 10 exons. Bases 333 to 3731 code for a protein of 1132 amino acids. The record is from RefSeq and is a predicted model, not a curated record. NCBI's taxonomy places the organism in Eukaryota, Metazoa, Arthropoda, Insecta, Diptera, Drosophilidae. Gene Ontology annotation, molecular function: protein binding.